Linepithema humile (Argentine ant) is the source of this 2956-nucleotide messenger RNA. RefSeq names its product phosphatidylinositol glycan anchor biosynthesis class G (gene PIG-G). Lineage: Eukaryota; Metazoa; Arthropoda; Insecta; Hymenoptera; Formicidae. Gene Ontology annotation, cellular component: endoplasmic reticulum membrane. Gene Ontology annotation, biological process: GPI anchor biosynthetic process. The record is from RefSeq and is a predicted model, not a curated record.
AAUGAACGAUAAAGAUAGAAUGAUGCGAUAGGGCCGAUAGCGCGCUCGCCGAACACAGCCCCGGUGUACUUCAUUGUUGAAGAUGUGAUAAAAUGCUCGCAAAAAACAAUGUAUUGUUAUUUUAUGUGUUGUUAAUUGCGCUGAUUUCUAUCGCUCUAUUUUUGUACGGUUUCUUCCCAAUCGCCCAUCACGGAGAUGCUGUCGCCUCGCAACUGGAUGUACCAGGAUACGUCGGUGACGUGAAUGUAAAGAAACAUUCGUUAUAUUCGCCGAUGGUAACAAGAUUAAUAAUUAUGGUGAUUGAUGGGCUGAGAUGGGACUUUGUCGCAGGUCCAGUAGGAAAAGAUGCCAUGCCAAUGACAAGUAGUCUAUUGGCGAAUUCUUCCGGAUGCUUAUUGCAGGCCAAGUUGCAAUCACCAACCGUGACAAUGCCUAGAAUAAAAGCAAUGAUGACCGGUACAGUGCCGAAUUUUGUGGACAUAGUACUGAACUUUGGCAGUAAACCUCUGUACAGCGACAGUUUGUUGCUUCAAGCUAAGAAGCAUGAGCACGUACUAGUGUUUUACGGAGACGACACUUGGCUCUCUCUAUUUCCAUCAGUAUUCGAACGUCACGAUGGCACCACUUCGUUUUUCGUUACGGAUUUUACAGAGGUGGAUGACAACGUGACUCGACACAUAGAAGACGAGUUGAAUCACGAUGAUUGGUCGGUGAUGAUUCUCCAUUACCUCGGACUCGAUCACAUCGGUCACAUUGAAGGUCCAUUCGGCGCAUCAAUUAAACCGAAACUGCAAGAAAUGGAUGAGAUCGUCGCUCAGAUAGCUAGAAGAGUACAGUAUUGGAACAACGACGGAACGCCCGCGCUUUUCGUCGUCUGCGGCGAUCACGGGAUGAAGGACUCUGGCGGCCACGGCGGCUCGACGCCGCAGGAGACGACAGUGCCGUUCGUCGCGAUCGGGAAAACUCGCUGUUCUCGCCAGGAGAACGGCGAACCGAUCGAGGUCGAACAGCUCGACGUAGCGACGACACUGUCGGCCGUCCUCGGUUUACCUAUUCCUUCCACGAACCUCGGCUCUGUGUUCUUAGACAGCAUCUACAGCCUCGGCGAUGCCAAGCGACUUUUUCUGCUCUAUUACAACUCGAGGCAGGUGUUCGAUCGUUUCCGGAAGCUCGCCCACCGCGAGUCGCAGAUUGAGUAUGUACACCGGAAGUAUCUGAACACCGUGAAGCUGCACGCCGCUUGGUUGAAGGCGAGCGACAAUCCAAGCGGGAUGGUCGAGAAUAUCGUCUUGUCUUAUAACGCGAUCCUUAAGGAGAUGAAGGACGCUCUAAUCAGCAGCAUGGUCAAGCAUGAUUUCCGUCCAAUGGUCAUCGCCAUGCUUUUCCUGUGUCAAAUACUUAUAAUUUUGUUUUUUGUACAAAACGUUGCUUGGACGACUUACAAAAAGCCUACGUCUCAGUUCCUGGUGCGCUUUCUCCUCUGCAUAGGAAUCUAUUAUUUCUGCGGUCCCAAAAGCAUGGUUUCAGUCCACCCGAUGAGUAUACUCAAAGCUUCGUUGUUCCUGUUUGUCAUCGCCAUUUUGUAUAUAAACUGCGAUCUUUGUGCAACUAGUCAUUUAUCACUAAUUGAGUUUAAGGAAUCGAAGUUACGCGGAGCGUUUCAAAUCGGCGCGUUCUUGCACGUGGUGAGCCUCGCCGGCAGCAGCUUCAUCGAGGAGGAGCACCAGACGUGGUACUUCUUCUGGACGAGUACGAUUGUGUGCUUGUUGUAUCACUGCUGCGCGAGGCUGCUCGCGCACCACCGAGAUAAUCUUACGAGCGUAAGGGUACGAACCGGGGUGGAUCCAAGUUGCGGCGAUUCUAGGCGUCCGCGACACGUAGAACUUUGCGCUAAGCUAUUGUUGCUACUGAUAGGGCACAGAGUGCUGCGCAAGUUAAACAGCACCGGUGACAAGUGGGCCCAUCUGCCCGACAUAGCGCGCUGGUUGAAGGAGGACGACAGCAAAGUCGGCAUGACGCUCCUGCUUCUAACCGCACUCGUUCUUCUGACCUGGAUCGCUCACCAAUACGAGGAUAAGAAGUACAGAUGGCAGACGUCGAUUCUUACCGCGGCCGGCACGGUGUGCAUUUAUCUUCGCCACAUGGCGAACGGCGCCGUCCUGAAAAUUCCAUUCUACUUCUCGUCGAGUGGAUUAUACGAAGUACAAACGUUUUGGGGGAUAACGACGUUGCUUGUCGUGUGCUACGGGUAUCGAGCGAUAUCAGCGAUUAGACGUAACAGACGGCGUUUCGCGAGCACGGCGCUGCGCUGCAUCAUCAACACUUGGGUGAUGAUCUCGGCGAUGCUGCACCAACCUUAUAACGUGAUCCUACUGCCGGUGCAGAUCAUCGCGAGCUCGACGAUCGACGAAGCGUUGUGGGAGAACGAUCUGCUCGAUCUCGGCGUCUUCGUGCAUUGCUGGCUGGGCAAUGUGUUUUAUUUCUAUCAGGGAAACUCCAAUAGUCUCGCAAGCGUAGACAUCGCUGCGGGUUACGUCGGUCUGCGUUCCUACGUGCCCUUCAUUACCGGCAUUUAUCUAGUCAUCAAUACUUAUUCCGCGCCCGUGCUGGCUUACUUCCUGCUCGUCCACCAGCGACAUUCGCAUCGCAUGGACGUCGUGCAGACGAGCAGAACUUACAUCGCGUGGAGACUGCUGACGAUAAUCGUUUACAUGAUCGUCGUUGCCUGCCAGCGUCACCAUCUGUUCGUGUGGUCGGUGUUCUCGCCGAAAUUGUUGUACGAGGCGGUGCAUUCCGCGAUAAUGUGCUGCAGCGUGCUGCUGGCGUUGAUCGUGAUCACGUUGCAAGCCGCGAUCAUUCCCGAUUGCGCAUCGCACAAAGAUUAAAUCCAUGCAACGCUGCAGAAACUAGCGCAAAAUAUAUGUAGUAUUUUCGAUUAAAAAAAUGUUUAAAUUUA